Trichophyton rubrum CBS 118892 is the source of this 1515-nucleotide messenger RNA. RefSeq lists its product as uncharacterized. The record is from RefSeq and is a predicted model, not a curated record. Lineage: Eukaryota; Fungi; Ascomycota; Eurotiomycetes; Onygenales; Arthrodermataceae. The transcript is spliced from 12 exons. Gene Ontology annotation, molecular function: monooxygenase activity; heme binding; iron ion binding. The coding region runs from base 1 to 1515 and encodes 504 amino acids.
AUGGCACACAUGCCUUACACGCAACUCUCCAUGGCGUUUACCAGGGCUGAACUCGCUGUCAUAGGCAGUGCGUUUAUCGUCGCGCUCUGGCUGCUGUGGAAAUCCCUGAUCCUUAGAAAGAAUGCAUCAAAGCUACCCCUACCUCCUUAUGUUCCGAUAACGGACUAUGAACUUCUACAUUCGCCCAUCGAAAAGAUGACAGAAGGGUUGCAAAAGCAUGGCCCAGUUAUCAUGGUCAAAAGAAAUGGCAGGAAAGAAUACCUUGUUUCAGAACAGUUCACCCGAAGGAUCCUAACGGAGGAUAAGUCCUUCAGUUUUGAAAAUGGCAUGGCGGAGGUGCUCGGUAUUAACUGGCUGAUCAAUCUCCAUGAAGGGUCCUUUUUCCGUGACCUAGACAUCAUCGCGAGAGACUUUUCGGGUCGACGGUUGAACCAGGCUAUUCCCAAAAUAUGGCCAAUUUUUGAACGAGUCGUUUCGAAAAUAACGAAGGCCGGCCAGGAAAGAAAUCCUAUGGAUAUCUGGGUUAUAAUGCAAUCAACCAUGGCCGAAGUAGCAAUCACCAUCUUCCUUGGUCAGAAAUACAACAACGUUGAAUACCAGAGUAGCGUCAUUGCCCUGUCUCAGGAUAUUACAGAAUUGAUGGGAUUGGUCCCUAACAAGUCCUGGGCCGCACGAAAAUUGCCUUUCCUAUGGCAUCCCUAUACAUGGAUCCGAAUCAUGCUCAUACGAAUUCCCUGGGAUUUUGGGCGGAAAUUUUCUGGCGAGCUAUGGGCGGAUAUUUCCGUCAAGUACAUCCCCCGUGAUACAAAGGAUGAGACUAUCGUGCAGUAUCUCAUGCGUCGAUAUGCCGGUAAAGAUGGCUACGUACCUAUACUGUCGCGGAUAUGGAUCAUGGUAUUGAUAAUUACUAUUGCAUUCGUUAGCGUCCACACGACAGUUGCUGCCAUUAUCUGGGUUACUUUUUACCUGGCAUUAUACCCUGAGACUCAGAAAAUUCUCCACGAGGAAAUCUCGUCCAUUGUUCAGGAGGAGGAGAAUGCCGAUGGAAGCUUUGUCCUUGAUUCUUCGGGAAUAGCUAAAGCGGUCAAAACCGACUCUUUCAUCCGAGAGGUCAUGCGAAUGAAAGGAGACACCAUUAACGUUGCUAGAUUGACCAUGAAGGACGUCGAGCUUGGUGGGUAUAGAAUUCCAAAAGGUUAUUUGGUCUUCCCAGUCGCAUACCUAUCAAACAGAUCACCUGAGUGCUAUUCAGAUCCGAACGUAUUUAACCCGUUGCGGUGGGUUGGGACUGGCAAGUCUGCUGGCACAGCAGGCGCAGGGUAUAUGGCCUUCGGGCUAGGACGGUGGUCUUGUCCUGGGAGGUUCUUGGGCAUAAUGGAGAUGAAGACUUGGAUCCUCGCUCUAGUGAAGCAUUCACAGGUAGAACUGGAGGGUGGGAAGUUCGAAGUGUUCAACUGGUACAACAUUGCCAGUGUUCCACCGCAGGGCCGUCUUUUGAUCGACAAGCGCGAGUAA